Messenger RNA from Tauraco erythrolophus (red-crested turaco), 2010 nucleotides. NCBI's taxonomy places the organism in Eukaryota, Metazoa, Chordata, Aves, Musophagiformes, Musophagidae. The record is from RefSeq and is a predicted model, not a curated record.
UUUGGGACUGCACCUGUGCAGUUCAUAAAGGAUGGUGGAAGAAUGGACACCCCUCGUUCUGCACUGAGCGCUUGGAUUUUGUUCCCAGUUUAGGAUAAAGAAGAUGGAGAUUUAUCGUCCUGUUUUUUCCCUUCUCUUUUAUUAGUACCUCCUAAGCCUGUCCAUCUCAAACCUGGGCAGGAAAGAAUUCCUCCUGCACCUUCUCGGCCAUUGCCAGCUGAUCCCAAGUCGUCGAGGAGCUUAGCACCUGGAGAGGAAGAAAUACCAAUAUCAGCAGGAGUCAACACACUCAUUGAGAAAUUUGAAAGUAUUAGGCAACCUGUGCAUAUUCUUCAAAGAAACCAGCUCAAUUUAGCUCUUAAGAUGGAACCUGGCGUGGACUCAUCCAAACAACCCAGCUCGUGUGACUGCGACGUGGUGGGUUCCAGCGGCUCUUCCACGAACGAGAAAAGCGAACCGGAUGAAAACGAGCCGGACGUCCCAUGCAGCGUGGAUCUAUCCAGCACAGACAUCAUGAAAAUCAAAGAGCUAAGCAUAGGUGAUAACAAAAGCCCUGAGGACUGCACUGCUGUGACUGUGAGCAAAGAGCCCUCCGGAGAGCUCGACAGUAAAGACUCAACUGCAGAACUGAACGGUAAUGGCAAAAUUCCCAACAGGGACAGUGGCAUCGACAGCCCUUCUUGUAGCGUGGCGGGGGAGACUUUCCCCAGUGAGGAUGGUGCCGAGCAAAAGAAGCCCAGCGUGGCUGGGAACCCAGGAGACGUGGAACCUGACAAAAAGGGCACCAAACCUUCCUCUGUGGAGCAGAAGAGAGACUCCACGCAGGACGAAGACAGUGACAUUGAUGAAGGAAGCAGCGAGGAACAGGAGACAGCAGAAGUGCCAAAGUUAGAAUAUUUGGAUGUAAACAAGUGUACAGAGCCCCAAAAGCUAUUCAACAUCGCAAACGAACUGCUGCAUACGGAGGAAGCGUAUGUUAAAAGACUCCAUCUGUUGGACCAGGUUUUUUGCACUAAGUUGUCAGAAGCAGGUAUUUCAUCUGAAGUGAUAACGGGCAUCUUUUCAAAUAUUUCUUCCAUCUAUUGUUUCCAUGGACAAUUUCUUCUUCCUGAGCUCAAAACAAGAAUUACACAAGAAUGGAGCGUCAACCCACGGCUAGGAGAUAUCCUACAGAAACUGGCUCCUUUUCUGAAGAUGUAUGGAGAAUACGUAAAGAACUUCGACAGGGCAAUGGACAUGGUGAACACAUGUAUGCAGAGGUCCUCUCCGUUCAAAGAUGUUGUUCAGAACAUACAGAAGCAGGAGGUGUGUGGAAACCUGACGUUACAGCAUCACAUGCUUGAACCAGUGCAAAGGAUUCCUCGUUAUGAGCUUCUCCUAAAGGACUAUUUGAAGAAACUUCCAGAAGAGUCUCUAGACAGAAAAGAUGCUGAAAAGUCACUGGAGCUCAUAUCUACGGCGGCGAACCAUUCGAAUGCAGCCAUCCGCAAGAUGGAAAAGAUGCACAAGCUUUUGGAAGUCUAUGAGCGACUGGGUGGUGAAGAAGAUAUUGUUAACCCAGCCAAUGAGCUCAUUAAAGAAGGACACAUUCAGAAACUUUCAGCAAAGAACGGCACAGCACAGGACAGAUAUUUAUUCCUGUUUAACAGCAUGGUGCUGUACUGUGUGCCAAAGCUGAGGCUGAUAGGGCAGAAGUUCAGCGUUCGAGAGAAGAUGGACAUUGCAGGACUGCAGGUCCAAGAAAUUGCCAAGCAAAACGUGGCUCAUACAUUUUCAAUAACAGGAAAAAAGAGAUCACUGGAACUACAAGCCAGAACAGAAGAGGAGAAGAGGGAAUGGAUUCAGGUCAUUCAAGCAACAAUUGAAAAGCACAAACAGAACAGUGAGACAUUUAGAGCUUUCAAUAGCUCUUUUUCUCAAGAGGAGGAGCAUCUUCCUGAUUCCUCAAUAGCAAGCACCAGCUCAGUGGAAUCGAUGCCAGGAGCAGAUGGUGGUGGUGCAUUUGGAGGG